Mya arenaria is the source of this 1044-nucleotide messenger RNA. RefSeq lists its product as uncharacterized. NCBI's taxonomy places the organism in Eukaryota, Metazoa, Mollusca, Bivalvia, Myida, Myidae. The transcript is spliced from 3 exons. The record is from RefSeq and is a predicted model, not a curated record. Gene Ontology annotation, molecular function: protein binding. The coding region runs from base 22 to 822 and encodes 266 amino acids.
ACUCUAGGAUGCGCAAUAAAAAUGGCUCUAACUUCACUCAACAUAGUGUUGGCGUGCACUUUGUUGGGUAUUGUUGCAGCACAGGAGACUGAAUUUGAAUCUUUGAUUAUGAACGAGAUGAAGAGGCUUAAUUUUGAGUUGGGUGAAGUUAAGACAGAAAAUAAUGAACUUCGAGCAAGCAAUAUUGAAAUAAAAUCGCGCAUGAACGAAAUGGAAACCAGCAUGAAAGUAUUGACAGAAACAAAUCAGGCAUUUAACAAUCGACUUAAUAAGUGUGAAAAACUCAAUGGUGACACAGAAAAGGAUAUGUACUUAUCGAUAGACACUGGCAAUAACUCGAGCACACAGCACAAGGCAGUUGAAACAGAAGCAGAAGCUAAUCCAGACCGACCUGCGCUUUCACGAAACAGUCGUGCCUCUGGAGAAGUCGCAUUCCAUGCGCACAUGCGAGCCUCCAAAUGCCUUGGCGCCCAUGAGGUCUUCAUUUUCGACGUUGAGAUGACGGACCUUGGAAGCGGCUACAAUAACAAUGAUGGAAUAUUCGAUGUCCCUGUGGCUGGGAUUUAUGUAUUUACCUUCACAAUCUACGCCGAACAACAUUAUGAAGUCCGUGCUGAACUUGUCGUUAACGGUCAAGUAAAAACUGCACUGAUUGCUGACGCAGAUGAAAUUAACGAUUAUCAUACUGGAACCGCAACAAUCGUAGUACAGGUCAAUGCCGGGGACCAUGUGUUCGUUCGAAGAGCUGACACAUAUUCAGAAUCUUGCGUAACGAGCAAUUUUUCCCGGGCUCUGACAACAUUUUCUGGUUGGCUUCUGUAAUAAUAUAUAUCUGAUUCAGAUACGUAUUAAAACAAAUGCUUUGAUUUGCAAUAAUUUGAAAUUAUUUCACAUACAAAUGCUACGUGUUUGUUUACUUAACACAAAGUUUUAAAGUUUAAAAUGGUCAUUACUUGUAAUGCACGUGUAACACAAUGACUCAAGUUUUGGAACUUGAUUUGAACCAUCAAUGAUACAUAUUUAAUAAAACAGUGUUUAACCAGA